CAGACAUCAUUGUUUCAGUGUUUGUUAUCACACUGCGUGCUAAAUCACUUUUUGCUUUCAGGCCAUGAAGCUGGUGUCCAAGAAGAAGUUGAUGAAGCAGUGCGGGUUUCCUCGUCGCCCACCCCCAAGAGGACCAAAGGCGGCCCAGGGGGAGCAGCCCAAACUCUUAGGACCCCUGGAAAGAGUCUACCAAGAGAUCGCCAUACUUAAAAAACUGGACCAUGUCAACAUCGUCAAGCUGGUGGAGGUGCUGGACGAUCCGUCGGAGGACAACCUUCACAUGGUGUUUGAGCUGAUGCGUAAGGGGUGAGUAGAGAACCCGUCCUUUUGUCUCUAAAUAAUUUAAGGCUCACCCACCUCCUCCUCCUCAUCUCUCCCCCCUCCAUCCCUGCUCGAUCACUGCUGCGCUCUUCUUUCAUUGCUCUGAGCCGUGCGGCCGUUUGUUCCACCUCCGGCUUCAAAGGGAUUCGUCGUUUUCUUGGGUUUUCAGUUCUUGGCGCUGAAAGCGUUUCACAUCCUCAUGCAUGAGCCGCUCCUUCCCACAGUGCUACAGACAUUAUGAUGCACAACCUGCUGCUGUUAUAACCAAAUUUUGAAGGGGACGGCUGGUAUCAUCCACAUGUAUGCGUAACUUACAUUAUCCUUUUCAUAUGAAGCUGUUUUAAAGAAUGGAUUUGCUCGCUUACUCUUAGUCGGCUGCUGUUAUUAGGGGUGAGGGAAAAAUGGAUACUGUGUAGCAUGGUGAUAUUUUGUUUGCUAAUAAUGUAUGGAUAC
Molecule: messenger RNA, 774 nt
Organism: Neolamprologus brichardi
Lineage: Eukaryota; Metazoa; Chordata; Actinopteri; Cichliformes; Cichlidae
Source: RefSeq, a predicted model, not a curated record